Bicyclus anynana (squinting bush brown) is the source of this 2212-nucleotide messenger RNA. RefSeq names its product zinc finger CCCH domain-containing protein 3 (gene ZC3H3). Gene Ontology annotation, molecular function: metal ion binding. Lineage: Eukaryota; Metazoa; Arthropoda; Insecta; Lepidoptera; Nymphalidae. Gene Ontology annotation, cellular component: nucleus. Bases 1 to 1713 code for a protein of 570 amino acids. The transcript has a single exon. The record is from RefSeq and is a predicted model, not a curated record.
AUGGAACAAAGUUCACAUAAUAGAGUUUAUAUAAAUCCAAAUUUUAAGAGGACAGAAACAGAUUUCCGGCUCCCAGAACAAAUAAAGACAACACACUUUAACAGAUAUUUUGUUGAGGAACUGCCAUGUAGAGCAAGGAACAUGAAAAGUAAUGAGACAAUGACAAACAACAGGAAAAUAUAUGUCAACCCAAAUUUUAUUAAUAGCAACAAUGACACUCAAAACCAACCUUCAAGAAGUGCAAGAUAUAUUGAAUCAAAUGAAAAUGCAAACUAUGCUCUAAAUGCACAAAUGCUGCAAAACUAUAAACACACUUUAGUGCAAAAUUUUCAACAGGUAAGUAAAGAACAAGCAAGGAAUAAUUUUAUACAAAUAAACACGAACAAUGCUCAAACAAAUAAAGAUGUGGCUUUUCAUUUUGCUAAUGCCAUAAAUGUCUCUCGAAACAAUCCAGUUGCAAAUGUAAGUUAUAUUGAAAAUGGGAAUAUUUUAAAUAGGCAGUUGUUAUACAAAUCUAAAUAUUCUUUAAUACAAAACAAUAAGGUACAAGAAAGGCCAAUAGAAAAAGAUAGAGUGAAUUCUGUAGUGACAAUCAUGGAAUCACAGGAAAUCAAGAAAUCAAACCAGGAGGUUCCAUUGUCUAAAUCUCGUUAUUGCAUUAUCAGAAAGAAAAAAAGAUUAUCUCUUACUUUUGAACAGACAAAUGAAAGUAAAUUAACAAAUAAUCUUGUAACACCCAAGUAUCCUGUACCUGUAGCUUGUUCAAAUCAAUUGACAUGUUAUACAAAUUCACAAAAGAACAAAUUUAGCUGUAAAACACCUGAAAAAAUAACGAAAAUCAAAAUAACAAAGUAUAAAAUUAUUCCUGUAAAUUCCUUGAAAAAGCAUACAGUUGUAUUUAAUGAAAACAAAUCUAUAACUACAGCUUCAAAAGUUUACAGAAAAAGUAAUGCAAGGUUAAGUUCUUCUUCAAUUAAGAAAAAUAGAUUUAAGUUUAUUAAAACUAGCACACCUGUUAAGUCUAGUACACCUGUAUCAACAAUAAAGGUAGCUUCAAGAAUUGCACAAAACAUAGGAAAAGGCGCGUGUAGUGGAAGUAAAGUGAAGUUAUCAAAAUCUUUAAGAGCCAAGUUCAAUGUGAACAAUAUUCCAUGCAGGCUAUUUACUAAAUAUGGAAAAUGCUUAAGACAAGAUCAAGGAAACUGCAAAUAUUUGCAUGAUAAAAAACACGUAUCAUUGUGCCGCAAAUUCUUAAAAGGUAUAUGCCAUGAUAAAAAAUGCUCUCUUUCUCAUGAACUCACAGCAAAAAAGAUGCCCACGUGUUAUUUUUAUCUAAACGGCAUGUGUACUAAAGAUGGUUGUCCAUACUUGCACGUCAAAUUAAGUGAUAAAACUAAGAUAUGUCAAGAAUUUUCAAAAGGAUAUUGCGAAAAUGGUGACAAGUGCCCAUACAAACAUGUUAAUGUUAAUCAAAAAAGCAGGAAACUAUCAAGUAAGAACCCAAGAAGUUCACAACUAAAGAAUUCUAAGUUAAAAAUUGAAGAAGAAAACACAGGUAAUUGUAAUACAACAUUGAAUUUAGAAGACAAAUUAGAAAAUAAAGAUGGAGAUUGUAGGUAUUAUAAAGAAUCAGUUAACAGUGAUGAGAGUUACGAAGCUAUUAAGCCUAAAAGAUGCAAAUUGGGCAACUUGCCUUCAUUUAUACAGUUGUAGUUAAUCAUGCUAAAAUUACAUUUAUUUUCUUACGACCUCUUCUAAUAAUGUUACGAAUAAGUUUUUGAUUAACAUAAAAUAUAAUAAUUUAAUUAUAAUCUAUUUUAUAAAUUUAAUUAUAAUAAUUAUUAAUAGCAAUUUUGUAUUAGUCUUCUUAUAGUAUUAAUGAAUUUAUAAUAUUUUUUGUCUUUAAGUUGAUAUGUCCUGAAUAAUGAUAAUGGACGAUUCAGAGAAUAAUUCAUAGAAUGUGUAUGUUAAAGGUUGUCAAGCUCUGUUUUGUUAUUGAAAAUAUUUGAACAUGACAAUAUAUUUAUACAAGAAAAAAAAUGAGAACAUAAAUAUUUAUCUAAAAAACAGAUUGUACUAUUUUUAUAUCAAUACAUAAUUCGAAUACUUGUUAUUAUAUUAAAGUGAAAUUCACAAUGUUGACAAAUUUGAUUGUCUUUGUUCAGUGUGCUGUAGGUUAAUAUAAUUUGAAAAUAAAAGAUUUUUUUAUUAA